AUGUUACAGCCUUGCGAACACUGCCCCUACACAUCAGCUUACGAAUAUCAAUGGAUGAACAAACCGAUUAUCUUGGCUGCUGACAGGACCAGCAAUGGAAUGUAUAAUCUCAUUAUCCCUUUGAGGUACAGCAUAAGAGUUCUACAGUAUACAGGCCGGACUAAAAGAGCAUACUACCGCCCUGUUCAUGAGUUACAUCCUAUCGUUCUGCUGCUAGAACUAGAGGAAACAUCAAGUCCAAAUCCCGCAUUUCUAGAUGCCAUCUCUUACUUCCCUGGAAUAUACUGGAUGCAGGGUAGGAUUUCGGUGUAA
This is a messenger RNA of Cylicostephanus goldi, 312 nucleotides long. NCBI's taxonomy places the organism in Eukaryota, Metazoa, Nematoda, Chromadorea, Rhabditida, Strongylidae. The record is from the annotation of a GenBank genome assembly.